Messenger RNA from Lutzomyia longipalpis, 7224 nucleotides. RefSeq lists its product as uncharacterized. The coding region runs from base 821 to 4105 and encodes 1094 amino acids. Lineage: Eukaryota; Metazoa; Arthropoda; Insecta; Diptera; Psychodidae. The transcript is spliced from 13 exons. The record is from RefSeq and is a predicted model, not a curated record. Gene Ontology annotation, biological process: G protein-coupled receptor signaling pathway; regulation of G protein-coupled receptor signaling pathway; intracellular signal transduction.
GAAGCUCAUGGAUGCUGGUGCGCGUGCGUCUCUCACGUUACUUCCGAGUGGAUAACGAGGCCAGGAAAUGACAGACGUCGCCCCAACUCGGCGCCCCCAUCGUCAAGUUUGCGUCAACUGUCGCCAGUUUGCGACGCACCUCACGAAGUUUGGGGGGAAAAUGCUCAACACGGGCCUUUUUCUCCAGGGCCACAGCCAGUUGGAUUGAGUCUCUCGCCUUUGACGCGUCGCGGCGGUGUUGCCAUUUUAGCUUUCCGGAGCAGCAGGGCCGUGUGAGGUGAUUGCGGGGUAAAGAAGUGCUGUGCGUGUGUGAAAACACAGAGAGAGAGAGCGCGCGAGGAGCUGUGAGAAUAAAUUCCAGCGAGUUAUCAUUCCGACGCCCAUGUCAGUGAAAAUUAAGUAAAGUGCCCGUAUUGGAUUCCUAUCGUGCUGUGACGUCGUCUUUCGAGAAGCCCCAGCAUCUGUAGCCCCAGUGGAUGGUGUGAAAAUAGGAAGCCUCGGAUAUAAAGCCGCGACUGCAUUUGCUGAUCGCAUGUGGGGGUGACGCCGAGAUGGGUGAGGGGCUCGAACCGCUGCAUACAGAUACAUAUUGUCUGUUCUGGUCGCAGCCCCAGAUUCCGUCUCGUGAAGAUCUCUUCGAGCAAUCGAAGAUUGUAGACGAUUCAUCUAAUAAAUCACUGUGGCAUAAGGCAAUACAGUGUGUAGUAAAAGUCAGAGAAACAAAGGAUAUCUAUAAAUGGAGUUAUUGAGAUUUUCAUGCAAACACAGCAAAAUAAUGGAGUUUGGCUAGAGUAGUUGUCCAUCUCCCAAACUGGUGGCAAUGGAGCCGCCCAGCUCUGGCGUCGUACCGCCAGACAAAGACAAGGAGAAGCAGCAGAAUCUUCAGUCACCGCAGCCGGCUGCCCUCAGCUUUCCCACAAUCCAGAUAACAUCUGUCGGUGGUGGCUCUUCCGUGGCAUCCUCUUCGGCUGCUACCACCUGCACUGUUGCCUCCUCCUCCGCACAGGGUGCAGGUGGCGGCGGUGGGGGUGGCACAACAGUUUCAUUGGCGGCAAGUCAGCAAACCCAAAACCUUGAGAAACUCUCCAGGCCUAUGGCAUUCGAUAAGAUGGAAGGUCUCGUUCGGGAAAUGCAGGAUACGGAGAAUGGUGUUCCGGUGCGUAGCCAGAAACUCUUCCUAACAUCCAUACCAUCUGCUUUUAUGGGCUACGAUCUGGUGGAGUGGCUAAUGGAGCGUUUGGGCAUUGAGGAAUCCGAAGCACUCAACAUUGCCAAUCAGCUCUGCCUCCAUGGGUACUUCUUCCCCGUAAAUGACUGCAAGACGCUGGUGGUGAAGGAUGACUCAUCGCUGUAUCGCUUCCAAACCCCCUACUACUGGCCAUGGCAGCACAAGGCACCGGACAAUGUGGAGUAUGCCAUCUACCUGGAGAAGAGAUCAAUGCGCAAUAAGCAACGGCACGGCCUAGAGGAUUACGAGAGUGAGGCAUUGAGUAGCUUGCACAAGAAUCUCAAGGGGAAAUGGGACAUUAUAAAGAUGCAGGCUGAGGAGCAAGUGAAGCUGGCCAAGGAGCGCAAGAAGGGUGAUAAGAUUGUGGGGGAUUCCCAAGAGAGGGCCUACUGGCGUGUCCAUCGACCACCACCGGGGCAAUUCACACCCCUGGAACCAUGUCCAGUACCAUCGCGGGAUCGUCAAGGAAGACCACGGCGUCGCAGUGCUGACGACUGGCAGCGCGAAGUGGACUUCCUGUCGGCCUCAUUGGGGCGCACACGAAUGAAAAUGUCCCAAGCAUGCGAGAGUCUCGUGCAGUAUCAUGAGAUCUUUGCCGAAUACGAUCCCCUAAUGCAGCCGGCACUACCCUCAAAUCCCUGGGUGUCGGAGGAUAUAACAUUUUGGCAGCUAAAUAAUGCCCUCGUUGAAAUUCCCACGGAGAAACGCGUUAAGCGCUGGAGUAUAUCCAUCGAAGAGCUCGUAUCUGAUCCCACUGGCCUCAUUGAAUUCACGGCGUACCUCAAGAAGGAGUACUCCCACGAAAAUAUCCGCUUCUGGCUGGCUGUCAAUGAUCUCCGACGAUCUGCACAUUCCCAAAUUGCUCGCAAAGUCAGAGAAAUCUAUGAGGAAUUCCUCGAGCCCGGUGCACCGUGUGAAAUAAAUAUUGAUAGCAAGACGAUGGAGAAGGUGCAGGUGGGCCUGAAGAAUCCCUCGAGAUUCACCUUUGAUGCAGCAGCUGAGCACAUUUAUGCACUCCUCCUCAAGAAAGACUGCUACCCACGCUUUGUCCGAUCCGAACACUAUAAAUCUCUUCUCGCCAGCGGCAUCCAGCCCUCGCACAAGAAACGCUUCUUCGGCUUUGGUGGUGUGGCCAAAAAGAAACCCUCCACAGCUGUAGCCCCGAAUUCUGGUCUUCUGACACAGGGUUCGGGGUCAGGUGUGACGAAUCCACAGGGUACCCUGGGUCGACGACGUGGCAGCGAUAGGAGUCUAUCGGGAUCAGCUCAUGAAUUAGCCGUGUCCGGUGUGAAAGAUGCUUCCGGAAAAGUGCCACAUUCACAUAGUCAGAGCAAUUUGAGUGACAUUCCCUACAGGGGUGAUAUGCCAUCAGGUGGGUUGGUUAUACCUGUUAUAGCGGAGCAAUCGGAAGUCCCAAACAAAGUUGCCCCCACACUCCCCCCAGGAGGAUUCAAUCAGAAAACGAAAAUUCAAGAGCCACCCACACUUGAGGCAUCCAUUGAAGCCCCUAGUUCGGCAGUUUGCCCAUGGGAUUCAGAACCAUCUGUGGAGCCACCUGUGUCCGUGUCUGUCUGUCCAUGGGAUGAGGAAGGUGCGACGGUUCCAUCAAGUAAAUCAGGAACCAGACCGAAAGUGCCAUCGCAAUUGGAAAUCAGGAAUACGUCCAGUGAAAUUACAGAAGUUUCCGAGAGAAUGAGACGCUCCUGUGGCCUCAGGCAAAAUACACUUGAUUCUGAUUUUCACAGCACAAAGCGUCUCACGCCAGCUGUUACUGAACAGAGAAGAGCUUCAGUUACUAUUGCACCUAGACUCUCAGAUUUACAAUUUUCCACACGUCAGUCCUCCCUGGGCGCUGGAAUCUCAGGGAUUUUCGCAUCUGCCCCACUUCCAUUCACCGACCAUCGCUACAGUGCAUCCCAACUUUCGCUAAGCACUGCAAGUUCAGAGGAGAAAGAUCAGACAAAGGAAGGUAAGGGUACAACCAAGCAGAAGCCCAUCUAUGAGGAAACAAAAGGUGCUGGUGGUGGUUCUCGAAGGACUUCAAAGGAGAGCGUGGGUGUGGUGGAAGAGAAGAGCCCAAAAUCACCGGUAGUGCGUAGCACGGAAUCCCUUUCAAAGGGUUCCAAGGAGAGCGGCACAGCAGGAGGUGCUCCCACCACACCGGCAACCAUUCCCGAGGAUACCCCAAAAUCCCAGGGAGUCACGCCCACAAUUAGUGUCUGUUCAAUUCAGGAAACAGAUCCACCAGGCACCAGCGUGACGACCACUGAGCCCACGGGCAUUGUCAAAAAAUCCACUAGCUUCCAACUUGUGAAAGAAGUGGUUGAAGAGGAGGACGAUGAGAUUAUUAAAUGCACAUCCGCCGGUGAAGAGUCCACCGCGGGGAAGAUGUUGGAGAGUACAUCACCCACGGUGGAGGAGUAUGAGGAGUGCAUGGAAAAAUUCCCAAGGCACAGUGUACGUCAGGAAUCUUCGGAGGAUUUUGACUAUGACGAAAUGCCGGCCGAAGGAAGGGUAGCCCUGUUGCCGGGAUGUGUUGCUCCUGCCCCUACGCCAGCACCUUCAAUUGCACCCCUCGCUGAAGUGGAGCAGGAUACGCAGGAUGAAGAGCAGGAGGAUGAUGAGGGUGCAGGAGCAGUGGCUACGUCCACACCAUCGACUCCUGGGCCCGAGACUGCAACUGGACAGCACCGAAGGAGGCGCAAGAAGAGGGAUUCGGAGAAGCAGAGUGAUGAUAGCAAGGAAGAGAAGCAGGAUGAGGGAAAGCCAGAAGAUGAGGAUAAAAGGAACACAGUCUGUCCAUGGGAAGAUGAAGACAUGUCCGCAACUGUAGACGCUCCAUUUGUUAAAACUUAUGCCACACUUGGCUAUCUCUGAGUAAAAGGAGUUAUGUGUCUGAAGAGGAAAUGCAAUGAGAGGUAAAAAAAAAGAAUAAUAUGAAAGCCACACGAUAAACUUUGAAAGUGUUGUUAAACUGAUAUUUUAAACUCUAUAUUAAAUAGUAAAGAAAAAUGAAGAAAAAAACUUACAUCAUAGGCUUGUCUGUAACUUGUAUUAAUUAAAGAUGAAGAGAUGAAGUAAAACCAAAAGAUUACAUGAAACCUAUUGUUGUUUAGAUAAAAGUAUAAAAUGGAUUCUAAAACCCGCAUUAAAUAGUUAAAUAGAAAGAAAAAAAAAGAAAAGAGAAUGAAAAAUUAGAAAAUGUCCGUAAAAAAUUCAUUCUUUUCUCUGGGAUUUAAAAUAUUAAAGAAAAGAAAUAGGUGGAUGACCUUUUAGCACCACAACAGAGACACCCUGUGGGUAGGAUAUUGCGUGGUUGUAAUGGGGGAAAGUCAAGAGGAGGACUCGAACACUUCGAGAGGAUUUCUAUCAACGAGCAGUUCCCAGGUGAAUCUGAACAAUGAAUUUAUUCAAAUAUAUUUUAUUUCGUAAACAAAUUAUAUUAAAUAAAAUGAAUUUAUUGAAAUGAAUGGAGAAUUUGUUCCCUGCAAAAUAAAAUAAAUUGAAAAUUUAUUAGGAUUGUCCUUUUGGGGAUAUUGCAAUGUUAUCAAUAUUAGGUGAGAGUUCACAGAAAGAGCCCCAUAAUGUGCACCAACUUUCUAUUGUCACAUUUCAUUAGCUCCAAAUUUUCUUAAGCUUGGCUGCGGGUGAACAAAGAAAUGAAAGAAUAUUUUACUUGAAACAAAAAUAAGAAGAAAGGUCAAGAAAUUGCUUUAAAAAAAUGCUUGAAAAAACCAUUAAAAUGCCUUUAAUUUCUCUCAAGGAAGAAAAAUGAAGAAGAAAAGAAUAAAUGAUAGCGAAAAGUAAUAAUAUAAUUAAUCGAGAGUAAUAAAUGUUUACUAAAUAUUAUCUUAUAUUAUAGCAUAUGAUAACUAAAUAAAAAAAGAAGAAGUACAUUAAUAUCAGUGUUCUAUGAUAAAGAAAAUGGAAGAAAAAUCAACAAAUUUACUCACGCAGAUUCACAAAAAAAAAGAAUUUUUGGGAUGAAAAGAAAAUAAUUUUUGAUGCGAAAAAUCAGAAUUUUUGGGGGGAAACUUGAAUUGAAAAAUUCACAGAAUAUUCUUUGAAUGAAAAAAAAUUCCACUAAGAACACACAGAAAAAUAAUUCGGAUUUUUCACACAAUAAUCACCACCUACACAAAAUCACUAAACAUUUUUUAAUACAGGGAAGGAUGAACUUUCUUUCAACCUCAAAAAAAAAACAUUCUCAAGAAACACCCAAAGAAAAAGAAAUUCAAAACCUCAAAAAAAAUCAUUAAUUUGGAAGAAUUCUUUAAUGAAAAAAAAACUCGAAAUUAGAUUAAACUUUUCCAAAAAGAAAAAUACAAAAUAUUUAAAUGCGUAGAGAAUAAUGAAAAAAAACUAGUUAAUUGCUAAAUAAAUAUAUACAAAAAGAAAUAUUUAUGGUAAAUUAAUUAAAAAAAAGAAAAUUGAGGAAAUUCAAGGCAUGACAAAAAAAUAUUUUGGUUACGAUUUAAAAUUUAGGAGAUUUUUGAAUGACUUCCAGUCUUCGGUAUUCCCUCAAAAACUGCCCGUUUUUACAUCCUCUGGAUCCUGUGUGGAGUCCUCCCUCUUGAACCUCCUCCAUCACCUUCCCACAUAAACUACCCACAACGAUGUAUCGGCGUGGGGUCAUGCAAAAAGGUCAGCCAGAGAGCAUUAAAUGUCUGUUCAUCAAAAUAAUAGAAAACAAUUUAUUUACGCCAGAAAAAUAAAUCGUAAGUGUAGCUAUUUGUCUUAGCAAAAGAAUAAUAAAAAAGAGAGAACGUAUAUAAACAGAAAAAGAAAAUUUUAAUUUUAGCAAAAUAAACGUGUCAAAAAAUCCAAUGAAAACAUUUAAAAAAAAAGUUUUAUCUAUAACAAUAAAGAAGAAAAAAAUUCAUCUAAUCGUAAGAUAAUGAAAAAAAGAAAAUCUCUGUGCUCUAGAAAACCAAAAAAAAAAGAUAAUGAAAAAUGUGAAGAAAACUUGUGGAAAAAUAAACUGAUUUUUAAUAAAAAAAAAAAGUAAAUCUAGUGUAUUGAGAAAAAGGAAAAAAAUGUUGAAAUUUACUAGAAGAUUUUUUUUUAAUUUGUAAGCAUUUGCAUUAGAUGAAAUUAAUGAGAAUAUUUUGUGUAUUUCAGUAAUUAUAUAAUCACUGUGAAAUAAGUUUAAAAAAAUGAUAAAGAAAAUAUAUUUGAAGGCCUAUGUAGAGAAAAUGAUUCGUCACGGAUGGAAUGUUCGAAAAGAUUGAAGAAGAAAAAACUUUUUUAAAGAAAUGUGAAAAGAAUCUUAAGAAAAGAAAUUCCCACAACAUAACAACAACAACAAAAAACUAACCACCGUUUAAUUUACAGGCAAAAUUCAAACAAAAAAAAAGAAAUAUAUUUCUAAAAAGAAAAAUAAUAAUAAAAUGAAGAAAAUCAAUUAAAUGUGUAAAUAGGAAAAUCAUUAAUUCAUGAAGAAAAAAAAAGUAACUCCUUAAGCUGAGAAUUUGUUAGUGGAAAGAAAGAUGAUAAAUGAGGUAAAAAUUGCCAGUUUUUGUGCCGCUAAAAAAUAUUUAUUAAAACUAAAAACUAGAAACAUGAUAAAGAGUAAACAUUUUGAUUAAUUAUAUUGUUAUUUACGCACAAUUUUAUCAAUCUUUCUUAUUCCAUCCAUCCCUUAUCUCUCUCGCUCAUUUCGAAACCACAUAGAAUUGGAUAUAAUAAUUUGUUUUUAUUUAAAGCUAAAUCUACAUAAAAUUAAUUAGAGAAAUAAAUAUAAAAAAACGAAAUCAAAUAAGAGAAAAUUCAGAAAAAAAUUUUUUUUUUAACUUUUAAUUGAAAAAUAAAAUCGUGAACAUGUGCGCCAAUAAGAAUAUAUCUUUUCAAAUGAAAAAUUUAGAUAAAAUAUGAAUUUAAAAUUGAUGAAAAAAAAACAAGAAAAUAUAAAGAAAAGCAUUUGAAGGAGAUAUAAAAUUGUUGAUAGAGAAAUUAUGAUUAUAAUCGAAAUAAAAAGUACAAUAAAAAUACAAAAA